CCGCUUUCUUUUCACACACAGACACACUCAUUUUACUUGCGAGGACUGUGAAAAUGAAAGCACUGCGACGAUGAUGGCGAAAAAACAUAAACAAAACGCGAAACCCCACAGAACCAAACAGCUCGAAAGCCUUCAUCUUUAUGGCAGACAUUUUGUAUUCUCUCAUCUUUUGCUUUCGAACCACCCAUUAAUCAAUGCUCUAGCAUAAAUACAUUCAACAUUUCCUCCCUCAACGGUUACUUGCUUUCAUUGCUCUCAUCUUCCCUGCUACUUUUCCUUUCCUUCCCCUUAUAAUUCCCAUUUCACAAUAAUUCUGUUCUGAGCGAGUGAUGGAUUUCUCAUCUUUCUUGACGUCUUUCGGGACGUCGUUUUUUAUUUUCGUAGUGUUAAUGCUUCUGUUUACAUGGCUGUCGAGGAAGCCUGGAAACUCCUUCGUGUAUUACCCCAACCGGAUCUUGAAAGGUCUGGAUCCCUGGGAUGGCGGGUCAAGAUCCCGCAACCCGUUUGCUUGGAUCCGGGAAGCCUUCUCUUCCAGCGAGCAGGACGUUAUAAACAUGUCCGGUGUAGACGCUGCUGUCUACUUUGUCUUCUUGAGCACUGCGCUGGCAAUACUGGUUUUGUCUGGCCUUGUUCUGCUGCCGGUACUUCUGCCUGUUGCUGCCACCGACGACAAUGUGAAAAUACAAAAAGCUAAAGGCAAUCAGACUUUUAGUGACAUUGACAAGUUAUUAAUGGGAAAUGUUAAGGGGGGAAGUCCAAGACUGUGGGCAUUCUUGAUUGCUACCUAUUGGGUUUCUCUUGUUACCUAUUUCUUGUUAUGGAAGGCGUACGUGCAUGUUUCUGGGCUGAGAGCAAAUGCUCUAAUGUCUCCUGAACUGACACCAGAGCAAUUCGCUGUUCUUGUCAGAGACAUACCUCCUGUCCCUGAGGGCCAAACUAGAAAGGAACAGGUUGAUUCAUAUUUUAAAUCCAUCUAUCCUGAGACAUUUUAUAGAUCAUUGGUGGUGACAAACAACAAAGAGGUUAACAAGAUUUAUAAAGAGUUGGAAGGAUACAAGAAGAAGCUUGCACAUGCAGAAGCUGUAUACGAUGAAUCCAAAAAAACAGGCAAACCAGAAGGAUUGAGACCAGCCAUCAGAACUGGGCCCCUUGGUAUUGUUGGUAGAAAGGUAGAUAGCAUAGAGCACUACAAUGAGAAGAUUAAAGAGCUAAUCCCAAAGUUGGAAGCUGAACAGAAAGUCACUCUCCGGGAGAAUCAACAAGCUUGUGCUUUUGCCUUCUUCACCAAUAGGGUGACUGCAGCUUCUGCCGCCCAGAGUCUACACGCCCAAAUGGUUGACACCUGGACAGUCAUGGAAGCCCCUGAACCACGUCAAAUAAUAUGGUCUAAUCUUAAAAUUAAGCUCUUUCAAAGGAUAAUCCGGCAGUACGUUGUUUGUUUUAUUGUGGCUCUGACCAUAUUGUUUUUUAUGAUACCAAUCGGGUUCAUAUCCGCAUUAACAACCCUGGAUAAUCUGAAGAAACUUCUCCCAUUUUUAAAGCCAAUUGUGAAAAUUGUCUCAGUUAAGACGGUGCUGGAAGCGUACCUUCCUCAGAUUGCACUCAUCGUGUUUUUGGCACUGUUGCCCAUGGUACUUUUGGCUCUCUCCAAGGCUGAGGGAAUUCCUUCAGUGGGCCAUGCAGUAAGGGCCACUUCUGGAAAAUAUUUCUAUUUUACCAUGCUGAACGUUUUUAUUGGAGUGACACUGGGUGGCACCUUGUUCGACACGCUCAAGAGCAUUGAGAAGGAACCAAACUCCAUUGUUAGUUUGCUUGCGAGUAGCCUCCCGGGGAAUGCAACUUUCUUCCUGACUUUUGUGGCUCUGAAUUGCGAAACAAACGCACACUCGUCUCCCCCUCCAGAAGAUGUUGCGCGACAGCCAGAGCUGUUUUAUUUCGUUCUUCUGUCAAAGAACUCCCCUUGCCACAAGAUCUUCUUGUUUUUCGUUGGCUAUGGACUCGAGCUGUCUCGUAUAGUUCCUCUAAUCAUUUUUCAUCUAAAGAAGAAGUAUCUUUGCAAGACCGAAGCUGAGUUAAAAGAAGCUUGGUUUCCUGGAGAUUUAGGGUAUGCAACCAGGAUUCCUGGUGACAUGCUUGUUUUCACCAUUGUUCUUUGCUACUCUGUCAUAGCCCCUCUGAUUAUUCCAUUUGGAGUGGUGUACUUUGGCCUGGGAUGGCUUGUCCUUAGGAACCAGGCACUCAAAGUAUAUGCUCCAUCCUUUGAGACCUAUGGCAGGAUGUGGCCCCACAUCCACACAAGAGUCAUAGCUGCUCUGAUACUAUACCAGGUUACAAUGUUCGGUUAUUUUGGGGUGAAGAAAUUCUCCUUCAGUACUCUCUUACUAAUUCCACUGCCGAUAGUUUCCUUGCUGUUCGCCUAUGUCUGUCAGAAGAAAUUCUAUCGAUCUUUCUCUGACACAGCCCUUGAAGUUGCUUGCCGUGAAUUGAAGGAAAUUCCUAACAUGGAACGCAUCUACAGAUCUUUUAUCCCACCAAGCUUGAGCUCUGAAAAGGCCGAUGAUGACCACUUCGAAGAUGCACUGUCACAAGUUUCAAGAGUCGGAUCGUUUGCAUGAUAUUACGGUGUUGGUAGCUAGCUAAUUGCUCGAUGAAGUCUUGUAGUACCUUUAGCUUCUAAAACUUGGACCAUUUGUCGAUUUGUGGAUCACGUCAUGGAAUUACUUGUAAACAUAGUGUGUAUUUCGUGGAUUUUACUCGAGAGUUGAAGCUCUUUAGGUUGCAGAUUGCUUUCAAAAACAUCAAGAUGAACCGAAACCUGCGUUCGUUCAAGCAGUCGUUGUAUUUCAACAAGUAUUUGAUUGUGUGCAGAUGCAUUAUUAACAAAGUUUCAGUUUGUAA
Molecule: messenger RNA, 2898 nt
Organism: Populus nigra (black poplar)
Lineage: Eukaryota; Viridiplantae; Streptophyta; Magnoliopsida; Malpighiales; Salicaceae
Product: CSC1-like protein ERD4
Exons: 7
Coding region: 330-2615 (761 amino acids)
Cellular component (GO): plasma membrane
Molecular function (GO): calcium-activated cation channel activity
Source: RefSeq, a predicted model, not a curated record